Fragaria vesca subsp. vesca is the source of this 736-nucleotide messenger RNA. RefSeq lists its product as uncharacterized. The transcript has 3 exons. The record is from RefSeq and is a predicted model, not a curated record. Bases 46 to 540 code for a protein of 164 amino acids. Lineage: Eukaryota; Viridiplantae; Streptophyta; Magnoliopsida; Rosales; Rosaceae.
AAAUGAACCUAACAAAACCAAGUUUCAGAAUCAUACAGCAAAAGAAUGCUAAUUUAUGGCUCAACUACUCCAAUUCUUCUUCAUACAAUCAACACCAACAACAAGAAGACCAAUGGCAUCAUCAUCAGAAGCACUUCUCAGCUUACAAGAGCAAGCAGAAAAUGCAUUGUAGCUACUGCAGGGUUUCUUGCGGCUGCUGCAGUGUUAGCUUCAGCAGCAACAGUAGGCCUUGCAAUCGAGUCCCCUGAACAAGGUGAUACUCUAGCCAACAUACCACAGACGCUAUCCGGUGAGUGCAUUUUGCCGAACGAUUGUAAGAAAGCUCGCAUUCAAAAGCCGAAAUCAAGACAAGCGGAGUCUUGCACAAUCAAGUGCGUCACUACUUGUAUCAGGGGAGGCGAAGGCUCACCAGGUGAAGGCCCCUUCAAUGUCAGAAGACCUAUAGUUGUUUUCAAGCAAGGCUUCCGAAGCCGUCAAUACUGUUUGGUGGAGUGCUCAGAUAUAUGCAAUCUGAUUCGAGAUGGUGACGAUGGGCCUUGAUUAAUGUAACUAUAAAAUUUUGUAACCAGCUAGCAACUAUACAGCCCUUAGUUUCAUCCUCGUUUGCGGUCAGAUGCCCUUAUGGAAGAAAACAUUAUUCCUUGAGAAUUUCUACAUCUUUGUUCGAAAUUCAAACACUGUCAAUCUACUUCUCCAACUUCCUAAAAGUUUACUCGUGCACCCCUUUGGCAUAGCC